This is a messenger RNA of Odobenus rosmarus divergens (Pacific walrus), 3356 nucleotides long. RefSeq names its product ring finger protein 217 (gene RNF217). Gene Ontology annotation, biological process: positive regulation of proteasomal ubiquitin-dependent protein catabolic process; ubiquitin-dependent protein catabolic process; protein polyubiquitination. The record is from RefSeq and is a predicted model, not a curated record. The transcript has 9 exons. The coding region runs from base 1 to 2439 and encodes 812 amino acids. Gene Ontology annotation, molecular function: ubiquitin protein ligase activity; zinc ion binding; ubiquitin conjugating enzyme binding. Gene Ontology annotation, cellular component: ubiquitin ligase complex; cytoplasm. Lineage: Eukaryota; Metazoa; Chordata; Mammalia; Carnivora; Odobenidae.
AUGUCUACUCAAAGUAAAGGUUUAUUAGAGCAAAAGGACACAGAUUAUAAUCAGCAACAGGCAAACCUAUACCAUCACACUUCAGGAGAGACCAGGCAUGAAGCCACCAGCUGUCCCCUACCAGGGGAAUUGUGUGAAUGGUGCUUAUUUCUCCCAGCAACCAUGUGUGACGACAUAAAUGGAAUACUGCCAACCACGAAAGCUCACCAAGCCUUGGUGUCCAGGGUUUUUAUUGGAAGUCAGCGAUUAUACAGUGAUUUUGUAGAAGUUUACUUCGUGCGUAGCCUGGAGGGCAGCCUGCCUGCUCUGAAGGGUUUUGCUGAGGCCGAGUGUGAACUCUGGGCGCGAGAGCGCAUCUCUGCUCUUAGAUCACACCCACUCGGGUGUGCGUGUGAGGGCCGCAGUGGCUCGCUCGCACUCCGGCUGCACCUCCCGGUGCGCGCCGCGGCGGCGCCACAGGCCCCUGGACCCUUGGACCAGCGCCCUCCGGCCGCCUGUCCCGCGCGGCCCGCAGCCGGGACCGGCGAUGGGGCGGGCGCGCCCGCGCCCGGAGCAAGCGGCCCUCGGCGCCCCCGAGGCGGUCCCCGGCUGCGCCGGAGAACGAGGAGGAGGAGCGGCGGACCGGGCCGGGCUCCCCGCCUGCGGCGGCCCGGGAGCACGGGCUCCCCGGAGCGAGCUCGGGGAGUCCCAGCCCCGGAGGAGGGACCCGGAAGCAGAAGCGGAGCCGCGAGUCGAGCCGAGCCGCUGCCCCCGCUGCCCGCCGGCGCCGGGUGGGGGUCCCGGCGGCUGGAUGGGCAGCGGCGGCGCGGGCCGCGGGUGGCGAUGGGCGAGGAGCAGAGCACGGUGAGCGGCGGCGGGCCCCAGGAGGCGCGGGCCCCCGCUGGCGGCGCCACGGGCCACCCCGAGCCCCCGAGGCCGCGGGGGGACAGCGCCGGGGAGCCCGGGCCGCGCGCCGCCUCCGCGGAGCCGAGCGGCGGUGGCUGCGGAAGCGACUCGGGCUGCGCGGACACGAGUGCCCCGGAGCCCGAGAGGAGCCGGUGGGGCCCGGACGGGAGGAGGAGCCGAGCGCCCGGGCAGCCCGCGGGACUGGCACUUACCGGGCCCCUCAACCCCCAGACUUUGCAACAGCAGCUGGAAGAGGAGGAGGAAGCUGGGGACCGAAACGAGGGAGGGGAUGAACAGCAGGACGCGCCCCCAGGCGAGGAGCCGGAGCCCAGGACCCGCGUCGGGGCCGCGGACGAACUGGUCCUGGACGUGCUGGGGCAGCGGCGCCCAAUCCCCGCCAAGAGACAAGUUUUUUGCUCGGUGUUCUGCGUGGAGAAUGACCUGCCCGAAGCCCCCACCGCAGAGCAGCUCUCGCCGCCCGCGUCUUCACCUCGGGCUCCACCGGUGACGAACGCUCCCAGCACCCCCUCCUCCUUCCCCAGCCCCCGGCUGUCCCUCCCAACAGACCCACUGUCCCCCGACGGCGGCAGCAUCGAGCUGGAGUUCUACCUGGCGCCCGAGCCGUUCUCCGUGCCCAGCCUGUUGGGAGCUCCACCCUACUCUGACCUGGGUGGGGUAGGGGAUCCCUACGUGCCCCUCAUGGUGCUGAUGUGCCGGGUGUGCCUGGAAGACAAGCCCAUCAAGCCUUUGCCCUGCUGCAAGAAGGCCGUGUGCGAGGAGUGCCUCAAAGUCUACCUGAGCUCCCAGGUACAACUUGGCCAAGUAGAAAUCAAAUGCCCUAUCACAGAAUGUUUUGAAUUCCUGGAAGAAAGAACGAUUGUCUUUAACUUAACCCAUGAAGAUUCCAUCAAAUAUAAGUACUUCUUGGAACUUGGCCGUAUUGAUUCCAGCACCAAGCCAUGUCCUCAGUGCAAGCACUUUACAACCUUCAAGAAAAAAGGACAUAUCCCCACCCCUUCCAGAUCAGAAAGCAAAUACAAAAUCCAGUGCCCCACUUGCCAAUUCAUCUGGUGUUUUAAGUGCCACUCUCCUUGGCAUGAAGGUGUUAACUGCAAGGAGUACAAAAAAGGGGACAAAUUGUUGCGUCACUGGGCCAGUGAAAUUGAGCAUGGACAGAGAAAUGCCCAGAAGUGUCCAAAGUGCAAGAUCCACAUCCAGAGAACUGAAGGAUGUGACCAUAUGACCUGCUCACAAUGUAACACUAAUUUUUGUUAUCGAUGUGGGGAAAGAUACCGCCAACUCCGUUUCUUUGGAGACCACACAUCAAACCUCAGUAUAUUUGGCUGCAAAUAUCGCUACCUCCCAGAGAGACCUCAUCUAAGGAGAUUAGUGCGAGGGUCGGUCUGUGCUGGAAAAUUAUUCGUUGCACCUCUAAUCCUGGUCUUGGGAUUAGCACUAGGGGCCAUAGCAGUUGUAAUCGGUUUAUUUGUAUUUCCUAUCUAUUGCCUUUGUAAAAAACAGAGAAAGCGAUCACGGACAGGAAUGCACUGGUAAAAUGCGGAUGAUUUCGUGGAACAAAGCCGGUUCGAGUAGGCACCACACAGAAUGGCACGCUAAACGCUGCGUCCCGUCCCGUCCCCCUGUGGUUGUCUGCAGGCCGCAACGCGUCUGGCUCUGGUGCAGUCUCUACAUGGUAUCCUGAUUCCUUUCCUUAUACAGUUUGCUGCUUUUAAAAAAAUGGUCACUUUCAUAGACUAUCAAUGUCUGUAUCAUAACUCUGACCUUCUUACUGGUUCUUGGAAGAAAAUAUUUUCAUUAAGAACCAGUUAUCCUCAGAAUUGUCUGAGCAUGCCUCUCCUGAGCAUUGUUUGGAUGGUCUUUGUACCUAAACCUCCUUCCAGACCCUCUUCUGAGACUUGGGGUGAAUAGCUGAAAUCAUGCCACCUGUACAAACAAGCAAGGCCACUUUCCAGAAGACAAAAGCUCACGAUAUGCACCUGUUUUUAUCUGUGGCCUGUGCAGUAUAAUUCCUUCAUCCUUCAGAUGCUAUAAUUGUUAAAAAUCUCAAUGCCCAAAAGGGAACUAGUGAAACAAAAUUAAUGAGAAGAAUCAUGAGUUACUGAAGUGUUUCUGUGCAGGGGUGUGAGGGUGUGUGUAUAUAAGUAUCUGUAUUAAAAGUAGGUCCAAUAACCUUGUACUUGUCAAGUUCUAUGCCUCUACACUAUUUUCCAUAUUUUCAUAGACAUAUUUAAAGAUGAUCGUUCCUUUCUGGGCAUAUUUUGGUAAUGGACUGAAUUAAAGUCAAUGUAGACAACAGGCUAUUUUGAUGUUGACCCUUUCUAUUCCUUGCUCUCUCUCUCUGUCUCACACACAUGCACUCACACAAGAAAUUGGUGCAAUGUCACGUUGAGGAUCAUCAAACUUUAUUAACUGACGAAACUGAUAGGCUGCUUUUAGGAAGUUCUCAAGAC